This is a messenger RNA of Cicer arietinum (chickpea), 1387 nucleotides long. Its product is annotated as probable UDP-arabinopyranose mutase 1. Gene Ontology annotation, biological process: UDP-L-arabinose metabolic process; plant-type cell wall organization or biogenesis. Gene Ontology annotation, cellular component: Golgi apparatus; cytosol; plant-type cell wall. Lineage: Eukaryota; Viridiplantae; Streptophyta; Magnoliopsida; Fabales; Fabaceae. The record is from RefSeq and is a predicted model, not a curated record. Gene Ontology annotation, molecular function: UDP-arabinopyranose mutase activity.
CCUCAAUUCUCAUUCACUUUCACUAAAACUUUUCUCUCUUUAAUUUUGUUGAAUUAUGGCUGAAACUUCUCCUCCAUUGAAAGAUGAACUUGACAUUGUUAUUCCUACAAUAAGGAACCUUGAUUUUUUGGAAAUGUGGAGACCAUAUUUUGAGCCUUAUCAUUUGAUAAUUGUUCAAGAUGGUGACCCUUCAAAAACUAUUAAGGUUCCAUCUGGUUUUGAUUAUGAACUUUAUAAUAGGAAUGAUAUUAAUAAGCUUCUUGGUCCAAGGGCUUCUUGUAUUUCAUUCAAAGAUUCCGCUUGUCGUUGCUUUGGUUACAUGGUUUCUAAGAAAAAGUAUAUCUUCACCAUUGAUGAUGAUUGUUUUGUUGCAAAUGAUCCAUCUGGAAAACAAAUAAAUGCACUUGAGCAACAUAUUAAGAACCUUUUGUGUCCAUCAACUCCAUUGUUUUUCAAUACUUUGUAUGAUCCUUUUAGAGAAGGCGCCGAUUUUGUCCGCGGAUAUCCGUUUAGUCUUCGAGAAGGCGUUCCGACCGCAAUUUCUCAUGGACUUUGGCUCAACAUUCCUGAUUAUGAUGCUCCUACACAACUUGUCAAGCCUCUUGAGAGGAACACUAGGUAUGUCGACACUGUUUUGACAAUACCAAAAGGAACAUUAUUUCCAAUGUGUGGAAUGAAUUUGGCAUUUGAUCGUGAUCUCAUUGGACCAGCUAUGUAUUUUGGUCUCAUGGGAGAUGGUCAGCCAAUUGGACGUUAUGAUGAUAUGUGGGCUGGCUGGUGUUGCAAGGUGGUAUGUGAUCAUUUGGGGCUAGGCAUCAAGACAGGUCUCCCUUAUAUCUUCCAUAGCAAAGCAAGUAAUCCAUUUGUUAACCUAAGGAAAGAAUACAAAGGCAUAUUUUGGCAAGAAGACAUCAUUCCAUUUUUCCAAAACCUUGUUCUUCCAAAAGAAUGCACAACUGUUCAAAAAUGUUACAUUGAAAUGUCCAAACAAGUUAAAGAUAAACUUUCAAAGCUUGAUCCUUAUUUUGACAAGCUAGCUGAUGCUAUGGUCACUUGGAUUGAAGCUUGGGAUCAACUUAAUCCAGCUACUGCAUCUUAAGCCAAUGGAUAUUAUUCAUCUUCAAUUUCCAAGUAUUAUUGUUUUUAAUGUUGUUGUUAUUGUGAGUUAGAAUUUGCAGCAUUGUUUAGCUGUGAUUCUACUUUUUAAAUUUUGUUAUGGUUUGAGGUUAGAAUUACAAUAAAGUACAGUUAUCCACUUUGGUUCUUGAACGAAGGCAUCAUGGUUGUCUUUAGUAAAAAGCGUUUCAACGUUUUGUCCUGCGCAUCAUUAGGUAGCAAAGUGCAGGUAUUUGUUUAUAAACUAAAAUUAGAUUUGAUUCUCAAACAA